AUGACAACCCCUACGAAAAACUCCAAGGCGACGCGCUCCUCACUGGCCUGUCUCUCCUGUCGCUCGCGACACUUAAAAUGCGACGGGAGGCGACCGUGUUGUAGCCGCUGUGCUGAAGCCGCUCAGGAAUGUAACUAUGCGAGAUCGAGGCGGGGAGGGCUGGAUCGGGCUGCGUUGGCGGAAAGGCGGAAGAGGCUUGCUGCUAAUUCGAGUGGGAAUGGGAGUGGGAAUGAAAGGGGUGUAGACUGGGCUUACAAUGGUGUGCCUCCUGCGCCAGCCGAUCUGGGGCUGUCGUUGGAGGCCAUCGACACGAGUUUCGGUGGCGGUCUGCUCGAUGGGAUCAACGUCGACAACUCUUCACGAUCACCUGCCUCUAUUCACGUCCAAAUGAUCACUAUUGAGCAUGAUUCAUUGAUCGACUCUUACUACAAGAACUUUCACCAAUUCCACCCCUUCGUCUUACCCAAGCGACACAUGACAAGACACUACCAAGAUCCCAGCAGACAGCCCAGCUGGCAACCACUGAUCGCAGCUAUGCGCCUCAUCGGACACAUAUACGCCCGUCGCGAAUGGUCUACCGAGUUAAAAGAUCAUAUUGAAGCCUGUUGCGCGCAGGCUAGCCCAUCCGACCCCAUCAUAAUCCAGGCUCGGCUUUUAUAUUCCAUCGCCCUGUUCUGGUACGACCAGAAGAACCAGGCGAAGAGUGAGUCCGAUGAUGCGAUACAGCUUGCUUUGAAUCUGCAACUAUCUCGCGAGGAGUUCGCCAUACAGUACGGCGGCGACGAUCCUGUCCUUGCAGAGAGCUGGCGACGGACUUGGUGGAUGCUGUACAUAGUCGAUGCGUACUACACGGGGACUCUGGGAACCAUGGAGAUGCGUGCCGUGGAUGUUAAUGCAACGGUCAAGCUUCCUUGUGAAGAGGACGAAUAUGAGUCGGGGGUAAUACCUGAGCCCAAGUCGGUCCAGGACUUUGACUGCCGAGAGUUCGCCUCUGAUGAUAUCGUAUUCUCCUCCUUUGCGUACCUCAUCGGCGCCGUUCGAUGUGCGGCAUUGGCAAUAGCCAUGGUGCCCAGGCGUGCGGCCAAAGAGGACUCGAUGCAUAUAAUCCAGGCCGCAGACUCUGCCCUUGACGGGUGGCUGCUUCUCCUGCCGAAGGGUCAGAAGCAGGUGAUGAGCAAGACGGGAGAAAUUGACGAGCUGAUGUUCCAAGCACAUCUCCUUAUUCACGUGGCAACAGUCGGAAUCCAUCGCCCCCUCUCCGACCUAAAAUUCAACCCGGUCGAAGACAUCUCCAGCUGCGCCCGCGAGCCACCCCCCGAUAUCCCAGUGCCCGACCUAAUAAACGUGCACACAGCGCGCGUCAUGCGCUCCGUCGAAGCCCAAAUCCGCCUCCUCGCUCUACCAUCCCGCCCAUUCAGGCACACGCCUUUUACGACGUGUAUGGUUAGCGAGGGGACGCUGGCUCUGCUGUCGGCGUGCCACUUCUACCUCAAGGGCGCGAAACUCGCGAUUGCGAGAGAUCAGAUCCGCAUGACGAUUGGGUGUCUCAAGGCGUUGGGUGAAUUCUGGCCGCGGACUGCGCGGAAUGUAAGGGAGAUUCAGACGAUCGCGCAGCACGUGUUAGGCGUUAGACUUCCUAGAGGUGCAGGUACAGGGACUAGCAGUACUACAACGCCGGGGUCUAGCGAUCUCCCGCAGCUUGUUGGCGGUGCAGGCGAUGGGCAGGGGAGUGGGAGUCUUGGGUCCUCCGAGGGUGGUGACCCUGACCUAUCAAGCAGUGAGGCAGAUCCCAUUUCGCUUUUGGGUUCGAUUGAUGAUCUGUGUGGGUGGUAUAAUCUCGCCGGCGAUCUCAGUACGGAUCUUCCGUGGGAAAUGGUCAAUGGAUUAUGAAUUCUGUGCCGGGUUCUUGAUGCUACGAACUGUAUAACUGGGCCCGAUUGCCUGGAUGUAAUACACAUGGGCCUUGGCCUUCUCUCUGCUCAAUCCGGUGAAAAACAAUAUGAAUGUAUGAUAUAAGGUCUCUCACGAAGUUUUC
Aspergillus calidoustus is the source of this 2035-nucleotide messenger RNA. NCBI's taxonomy places the organism in Eukaryota, Fungi, Ascomycota, Eurotiomycetes, Eurotiales, Aspergillaceae. The record is from the annotation of a GenBank genome assembly.